Messenger RNA from Colletotrichum fioriniae, 759 nucleotides. RefSeq lists its product as uncharacterized. Lineage: Eukaryota; Fungi; Ascomycota; Sordariomycetes; Glomerellales; Glomerellaceae. The record is from RefSeq and is a predicted model, not a curated record.
AUGGCCGGACCCAGCCCUGCGUCCUGGAACGAACCACCAAUCGUUCCGCCCUUUUCCACCUACCGAGAAGAUAAGAGCAAGAGACUACACAGCCGCGAGGGCAGCCGCGGUAGCGGCAAGAGUCAGCCCUUCUUGGCGUCCUUGGAAAGGCUGCAUUCUCAAUCCAACUGGAGCAUGGGAUCGAUGAAAAAGAAGCAGGCCAUGCUCAUGUCGCAAAUGACGUCGUCUCGGGGGACGCGGAGGUCGAGGGCAUCGACCGAGUCCCGGGGGCCCUUUUCGUCCAAAGAGGACCUGGAGCUGCCGCCGAAUAUCUUGGCGGAUAAUUGGGAUUCUUCAGAACCUUCUUCUGGUUCUGAGCAGCGCCCGCGGCGCCGUGGCAGCAAGAAGCCGAAGAAAAGGGCGGCGAAGGAGGAGCAGAAGAAGAGAGGGUUUCGGGCUAGGCUUCGACGACUUCUUGGUCGGGACGAGAAGAAGAGCAAAGGUGGUCACGAGUCACCAUACGGCCACGAACAGACGAGACAAAACUUGCAGAGCGAGGACUCGGAGCUGUCUGAUGAGCGAGAUGCCACGGCAGUGCAGGAUCCUCAACCAACCAAGGCUUACCUAUGUUCACCGACAGAUAGUACGCCUUCACCCAGCUGCCGCAACAUCCUCAGAGACGCUUUCGCCCAACAUCGAGCUGAAGCAAAGGAGGAGGCGAACGAUAGACCAAAGGAAGCUGUCAAGCCCAUGGAUGAUGGACAACGGACGAAGCAAUGA